This is a messenger RNA of Cuscuta epithymum, 550 nucleotides long. NCBI's taxonomy places the organism in Eukaryota, Viridiplantae, Streptophyta, Magnoliopsida, Solanales, Convolvulaceae. The record is from the annotation of a GenBank genome assembly.
AAAAGCAUAUUGAUCCAAUUCAACAAUGGCAAAGCUCAUGAUAAUACUUGCCUGUUCUUUCUUAGCAUCUCUUCCAUUCGAUGCGUUUUAUGGUCAUUGGGAACUCUUUCUGGGGACCCAACUCAAACACAUAAGUAAGUUCGGUUCGGUAGGUUCGAAAGGGAUUGCUUUAGAUCCACCGGUCACAACCAUAAACGUCGACAACUUUGGAGCAAUCGGUGAUGGCAAAACCGAUGAUACGGUGGCUUUUCAAAAGGCUUGGGAAGCAGCAUGUUCGUUAUCUACUCCAACCCCAGUCAAUUUGCAAGUAUCCAUGAUGAAGAACUAUCUUUUGAAACCAGUUUCAUUUUUGGGGCCAUGCAAAUCACCUAUUACAAUUCAGAUCAACGGAAAUAUUGAAGCUUCUGAUAAUCACGACGACUACAAAAAUGAUCUGAAGCAUUGGCUUAAGUUUGAGAGUGUCCAAAAUUUGACUAUUGAAGGGGGUGGAACUUUUAAUGGGAACGGGAAAACAUGGUGGGAGAACUCUUGUAAAAUAAAUAAAAGUCUC